AUGGCCAUCAGAGCUCUUUGCUUGUUGCUGCAGCUGGCUGCCGUCUCUGCGUCGCGUGACUGGCUGGCUCCCUUCCGGCGGCUGCAGGUCAGCGCUCCUAUGGUGGUCCAUGUCAUCACAGACCCAGCUAAGAAGCAUCCCGUGCUGGAAGUUGCGGCGGACUCCAUUGGCCUUGGAUGGACAGUGCAGUCCCAGGUUCAGGUCAUGACCUUCGGAUCCACCCUCCUUUUGGGUAUGGAUGACCGGGCCGUCAGGCAACAUUUCGCUUGGCCCAAGGGUGGCCAGAUUGCAAACCUCACCGUGCCGGAGACACUCGAAGCCGUCGCCGUCACUGGCGGUGCUGAUGUUUGGGUGGACAACGUCACGGGAGGCCUUGCAGCAGAUGGAAAGAGCAAUCUGACAGUGGGACGCAUGGAGGCGAAUCCAAAUAUCUCACACUUCAUCCUUGCAGACGAUGCCAACAUUACCAUCAUCUCUGGCGUGAUUGGAGAUGCCGUUGUCCAAGCUUGGAGCGGUGGCAAGGUGAACUUGGAGGGGAGCGACAUUGCUGGGACUCUUAGCAUCAAGGUCGAUCCGAACUCCUCUGUCCUCAUUCUUCCACCGGCUCCGGCAUCCACGAAGCCGGUGAAGGGCAACGCCACGGCCAACAGCUCAACAAAUGCCACAGCCAACAUCUCGACUGGUGUGCCGAACAGCACCGUGCAUGCAGCGAAUGGGACCCAGAAACCUGCAGCGAAUGCGACGAAGCAGGCAGACUACGCAACGGUGGUCAUCCCAUAG
Symbiodinium sp. CCMP2592 is the source of this 780-nucleotide messenger RNA. The record is from the annotation of a GenBank genome assembly. NCBI's taxonomy places the organism in Eukaryota, Dinophyceae, Suessiales, Symbiodiniaceae.